AUGGCUAUCCUGUCUAUCUUUGGGAAUGCGGCAGUCCUGGUCAGCGCAGGUCGUCGUCACGCCCAGCUCAAAGCUCCCGAGCUGCUGACAGUGAACUUGGCCAUAACAGACAUCGGCAUGGCCCUCUGCAUGUAUCCUCUGUCCAUUUCUUCAGCUUUUAACCAUGCCUGGAUUGGAGGCGACACAUCUUGCCUCUACUACGGCCUGAUGGGCAUGAUCUUCAGCAUAACCAGCAUCUUGACUCUGGCUGUGAUGGGGAUGAUCAGAUACCUGGUAACAGGAAGUCCACCCAAGAGAGGUGUCAAGUUCCAGAGGAGAAGCAUCAGUAUUGUGAUCAGUGCGAUCUGGCUGUAUGCCACUCUGUGGGCCUUGUUACCUCUGAUGGGUUGGGGCAGCUAUGGGCCGGAACCGUAUGGACUCGCCUGCUCGAUAGACUGGACCGGCUAUGGGGAGUCCCUGAACCACUCCACCUUCAUCAUGGCUCUGUCUGUACUCUGCACAUUCCUGCCCUGUCUGGUCAUCCUCUUCAGCUAUUUUGCUAUUGCCUGGAAGCUGCACAGGGCCUACCAAUCUAUGCAGAGCAAUGAUGUUCAAAAUGGCAGUGUUGAGAAGAAAAUCACUCUUAUGGCUGUGAUGAUCAGUUCAGGUUUCCUAAUUGCCUGGACCCCCUAUGUGGCUGUGAGCUUCUGGAGCAUGUUUCACUCUCAAGAGCAGGACCACAUGGCUCCAAUCAUCACCAUGUUACCAUGCCUCUUCGCUAAGAGCUCCACCGCAUACAACCCUUUCAUAUAUUUCAUCUUCCAGGGUAACUCCCGGCACCAGCUCUUCCACCUCCACAAACUCAUGUGUUGUUGUUCUCAUCAGGCCAAUUCAUCUGCCGAAGGAGAGAAGCUCAAAGGCAAAAUGGUCAAAGGUUUGGACUGCACCAGUUUUGAAAGAGAAACUGAUGAAAUCUGUGUGGCUCAAAUGGUAACUCCUGACAAACAGUCUGGGAGUCAGAUGAUGCCUCUGGGCUAA
Molecule: messenger RNA, 1017 nt
Organism: Perca flavescens (yellow perch)
Lineage: Eukaryota; Metazoa; Chordata; Actinopteri; Perciformes; Percidae
Gene: opn8a
Product: opsin 8, group member a
Exons: 4
Coding region: 1-1017 (338 amino acids)
Biological process (GO): G protein-coupled receptor signaling pathway
Cellular component (GO): membrane
Molecular function (GO): G protein-coupled receptor activity
Source: RefSeq, a predicted model, not a curated record